GAGCGGAGCGCUCGUCGCGCUGCGAUGCGGGAGUCGAGCGCAGUUAAAAUUGGCAUGGCUGACCACUUGGUAGAUGUGUAGAGAGUGCUGUCGUCGGUGUCGGUUUCGGUAUCGGUCCGCGUUUUACCUGCAAUUUACGCCCGCGAUCGCGCCUGCCGUCCGUCCGAAACAAGUGCGCGUCGCGGCGCAAACCACCACACGCGCGUAAAUCAUCGCCAGCCAUCUCAUCCGCCGCGUGUUAAGCUUAAGCUGCGCAAUCGAUGUGAGGAAACGACGAGCAAGAGGCCGAGACAGAGAAUUCUUGCCGACGUCCGCGGGUGCGAGUGCGAGGACGCGGAUGUGGGAUUCGGGACUCAUACGUUCAAGGAAUAUUCGUCGCCAUACGGGCACCGGAUGCUCCCGAGACAAAUGAUCAGUGGCCAUCGAAUAUUCGUCGUUUAUUUCCACACAUCAUCAAAACCCGAUCAAAAUGUGAUUGUCACAUGAUGUGAUCAACGCCACUCUUCAAUCACUUUUUAUCAUCAACACCCGCAAACUAUGUGAAGAGUGUACUUUUAGUGUAAACACAAAAAGAUUUAAAUAAAUUCACGCAGAAUUUUUGAGGUGAAAAGACAUCAGAAUGUCUUUUUUGAAUAAUAUAAAGAAAGUCCUCCAUUUGGGAGGCAAUGAUGCCAAGAAGAAGAAAGUCUACUCCAAUGUACGGCAGGAUCUGGAUCCUGAAGAGUUUUGGGACAUGAUCGGCGUGUUGGGUGAUGGAGCAUAUGGCCAGUAUGCAAGGCGCAGCAUAAACGAAUACAGGCAACUGGCGGCCGCGAAAAUGUACCGUUUGGAUGGCGAAGGUAACAUAGCCGAUUUCGCGAUCGAGAUUGAUAUUCUCUCGGAGUGUAAGCAUCACAAUAUCGUCGAGAUGCACGAAGCUUUCCAGCUGGGUAAUCAACUUUGGAUGUUGAUUGAAUAUUGUGAUGGUGGUGCGCUGGAUAGUAUCAUGACCGAGCUGAAAGCCGCUCAACAGGCGCAGAUUCGGUAUAUUGUGUAGCAGAUGACCACCGGGUUGUUGUUUCUGCACAAGGCGCAUAUUAUCCAUCGGGACCUCAAGGCGGGCAACGUGUUGCUGACGAUGGCAGGCGGCGUUAAACUCGCUGAUUUUGGUGUUUCUGCGAAGAAUAAGAGCACGAUGCAGAAGCAUGACACGUUUAUUGGUACGCCGUAUUGGAUGGCACCCGAAGUUGUGCUGUGUGAAACCUUCCGCGAUAAUCCCUACGACUUUAAGGUGGAUAUCUGGUCGAUGGGUAUUACGCUAAUUGAAUUCGCACAGAUGGAGCCGCCGAAUCACGAAAUGUCACCGCUGCGCGUCCUGCUGAAGAUCCAGAAGUCCGACCCGCCGAAACUGGAACAACCGUCGAAGUACUCCAAGGAUUUCAAUGAUUUCCUCGCCCGCUCACUCAUCAAGGACCCAUCGAAGCGACCAACGUGUGAAGAACUGCUUAAACAUCCGUUCAUCAAUUGCACCCUUGACGCCAAACCUAUUAGGGAUCUACUGCUAGAGUACAAGGCUGAGGUCGUUGAAGAAGAGAUCACAGACGAUGAUGGAGAGAGGGGUAGAAAGAAACAGCGGAAGCAUAAAGAGUUGUAUCAGCGCAUUGGCGGCUCACCGGGUCCCCCCGUACCUGGCAUGCACGACGCACAGGACAACCGAAUCUCUCACAUCGAAGAUGACGCGCGCAUUCCGUGCAGAAAGGAAAAGAAGCAAGCGGAACAGGCUGAGAAGCGUAAGCAACCCGCUGUUGUUCCCACACCGGCGACUAACAACAAUGUCGAAGUGGAAGAACCGAAGAAACCUACCACGCCUGAAGUAAUUGUUCCCGCUGUGGUGCCUGUCAAAAAAGAAGAAGUUCAUCGAAAGACCUCCAGGGACAAAGGUCCCGCACCUCCACCUCCGUUACCAGUCGUGGAAGUUCUGCCAACGCCGCCCUCUUCACCUAAAUUUGAUACACCACCAGCUACACCGCCCGCCGUGCCAGCACCUGUCCUCCCUGAACCACCACCACCUCCACCUAUGGAAGUUGAAGUAGUAGAGGUUGUGAAACAACCUGGACCGCCAACAGCCACCAAACCGAAGUCUUCCAAGAGCCCCACAGCCAGUCCCACAUCGAAGGAGAUUCCAGAAAUAAAGAAGGAAAAGGUAAUCACUGCUAGCAGUGACAUCAUGGAGGCCGCAUUUAGUAAGAUACUCAACGAACAAAAGGACGUCGUUGAUGAGGUAGUCAUUGAAAACAAAGACAUUGGUGAUAUUGUCCUCGUAUCUGAUAACAAAAUGACCUCGACGAUUAUCAUCAACGACAUGCCCGACUUGUCUAAUAGUUUAUCGUCGAAUAUUAGUCAGGUGACAGUGGUAACUACGCAUCCGCCAGUCUUGGUCGACAAUCGACCUGGGUCGAGACAAGCGUCACCUCAGAACAACGCGCCCGCCAAUGAAGUGGUGAUUGUGUCUAAUCAAACGAACAAAACGCAUCUUGAGUCGUCUGACGAUGACUGUUAUCCGUCCUUGGAUUCGUUGGAAUACCCACCACCUUCUGAAUUCAGGGAUAAGCCACUGAAGAAGCUAGACGAGAGCGAGGUAUUGAUUGUUGAUUCAAAUUAUGUAAUCAACGACUCAGGAUUGGAUGUCUCCGCGGAUAACUCGCGGUUAUUAGAUACAAGUCACGUGUCUGUUGUGAAAAUCGACGAGGAGAAGGUUCAGGUGAAAGAUUCCGCCUCGUUUAGGUAUGAUAAUCACAGCCAUAUUCAAACGUCAACCAGCGACCUGUCUUCAUCUUCCAAGGGUGGCAGUACAAGGAGCGAUUAUGGGGAUGAGAAGAAACUUAACGGGCAGGUGGUGAACAAUGGUAAAUUUGACUUUGAUCCGCAUGAUUCACGAUCGAGUGAUGCUGGAUCGGUUAGGAGUAGUGAUUCUAACCGCCGGCCACGUUCGGGUGCGAGUAACAGCAAGUCGGAUGCGGAGAGUAUCUCACUUGCAAGCCAUGAUAGCAACAAUAGCUCAAAGGAGAACAAAGACGCCAACCGGCAAGAUGUUGUACAAGUGCAACUGCGGCCGAAAGCACCUCAUAUUAAGACCAAGGAGGAGAUUGCGUUGAAUAUCCUCAAUCGUAAGACACGAAAACGCACCAGAAAGUUUAUCAUUGACGGUGUUACGAUUACAACUACCACUAGUAAAGUAAUCUACGGUGACGAUGAUAAUACGAUUCUGGAUCCGCUUGCAGAUCGAAAACAAGAACUGCGCGAGUUGAAGUUGUUGCAGAAGCAGGAACAGAAACAGUUCCAGGAGCUGGCAAUGAAGGAAAAAGUGGCGAUUGAUUCGCAGGAGAAACGCUUCGAAACUGAGCGGUUAGGUUUGGAGAGGACGUACGAAAGUGAUCUGGACAUGCUGAGUAGGCAACAGAAGCUACUCAUUGAACGGGCGGAGGCUCAGCAGGAUAAUGACCUGCGUGCUGCUUCGAAGAAAAUCCGACUUGAGCAAGAACGCGAGUUGAAAAGUUUUCGAGAGGAGCUGAAACAGGAGAGUAGACUUUUGAAGGCGGAGAUUGAACGACUACCCAAGGAUCAGAGGAAGAGCGAAUAUAAAUCGCGUAAGGAUAGAUUAGAUGCGGUACAUGCUGAGAAGGAACGCGCAUUUUUGGAGAAACUGAACGAGAAUCAUGAAAGUUCAUUGCGACGUUUGUCGGAUUCACAUCGGGAGAAAAUUGCGCUGAUGGAGAGGCAGUUCCUUCAGCAGAAACAACAGUUGACCAGGACGCGUGAGGCUACCCUAUGGGAGAUAGAAGAGAAACAGAUCCACGAGAAGCAUCAAUUGGUUAAGCGGCAGUUGAAGGACAUUUUCAUUCUGCAAAGGCAUCAAAUGCUUGAUAGACACGAUAAGGAAAUGGAGCAAGUUAAACGACGCGCUACAAAGAAGGAAGAGGAACUUAUAAAGAAGCAGAAUACCGAAAAGAGGUCAUUGCCGAAACGCAUCCGAUCGGAGAUGAAGGUGCGAGAGAUGAUGUUCAGGGAGUCGAUGAGGAUUUCAAUAUCGGGUGCCUCCGAUCCUGAAGUGGAGAAAAACAAAAUCAAAGAGUUUCAAGAGAAUGAAAAGAAACGUUACCAGGCCGAGAGCAGUCGUGCGGAACUGAAACACAAACGACAAUUGGAGGAGCUGAGGGCGAUGAGCGACACAACAAUCAGGGAACUAGAGCAGCUUCAGAACGAAAAGCGCAAGUUACUCAUGGAGCACGAGACGCGUAAGCUGAAGGAACGCGAGGAACACUUCAAUCGCGAGCUGAAGGAAUGGAAAGCGCAGUUGAAGCCUCGCAAACAGAAACUGGAGGAGACGUUCAACACUCAGCUGGAUGAGCAGGAAAAGCUUUACGGGCCGAUUAGCGCGUUGGCGCUGCCAUCCGACUUGAAUUCGUCGGAUUUCUCGCCGGAGGGUUCGCGCCACGGGCAUGGUUCAACGCGGAGCAGUCUCUCUUCAGUAUCCGAGGGAUGAAAUCAAUUUGUGUGCAAGUUAAAUAACAAUUCGCAUUUUGAGAGAGACUUAACGAAUGAACUUUUAAACUAAGUGAAGAAGAAAAUAUGAAAGAAAGCAAACUAGUGGCUUAUAUUUACACUUUACACUGUUUUUUAUUAGCAAUGUUGUCAUUAUCAAUUAAAAUUGUUGCCUACACAUUUUUGUACAACGCAAAUGAACAAUUUGUUCAGACACAGUGAGAAAAGUAAGCACUCGAGACAUAUCAAGUAAUCUAUUGAGAAUGAUUUGUAUUUGCCUAGAAAUAGCAAGACGCACGAGUGGGGAUGCAACACAACAAAACUAGACUGAAACAAUUCGUAAACGAUAGUGAUACGCUUUUUAUAUUGUAUAUAAAUAGUUACUGUCGGCCUGUAUUCCUUGUUUACGAUCGACACUAGUGCGGCUUGCGCUCACCUCGAUUUGACGAAUGAAAAUAUUCUUGUACAAAUUGUAAUAUUAAUUACUUUAGUCAGCGGAUCGAGAAGUGCUUGUAAAGAUCGUUAUUGUGUAAAACAGAGGAAGAACGAACGUAGAGACACUUCUUGGGAAGACUUCAAGUAUGAUCAUUUAUAAGGUUCUUGAUUGAUAAGUGUUGAGGCGCCGAACAAACAGUUGUUGUAAUGAGACAGUGCUACACAAGUCGGACGAUGUCGAAUAAUGUAUAAAUUAUUAUAAUUUCAUAGAAAUAUUUAUCUCCGCAUUCACGAAAGGCGGAGUACAGUUUGAGCGAACUGAGACAGGAGUGAAACGAAGUGUACAAGAAGCAAUGAUGAAUCUAUUUAAUUACUAAAUACGAACGCCUGCGAAAUUGAAUGAUAUAUUGUAUAAUCCAGUGGAGGGUGGGAGUGUGAAGAACAUGAGAUUAAUUAUGAUUUGAUGAUAAGUUGACCCGAAAAACGUGAAUUAUAUAUUAUAGAAGACGAGGAGCAGGAUGAUGGAGGAAGUUUGUAAAUAAAAUAUGCCUUAAUUUCUUGGACUAAAA
This is a messenger RNA of Dalotia coriaria, 5525 nucleotides long. Its product is annotated as serine/threonine-protein kinase 10-like. Gene Ontology annotation, molecular function: ATP binding; protein serine/threonine kinase activity. The record is from RefSeq and is a predicted model, not a curated record. NCBI's taxonomy places the organism in Eukaryota, Metazoa, Arthropoda, Insecta, Coleoptera, Staphylinidae. Gene Ontology annotation, biological process: protein phosphorylation.